AUGAAAUACCUUUUGGUUUCAUUUCUUAUUCUUCUUCACUUCACAUCUGUUAAAUCAGAGACGAAGGAACAGAAGAAGGGUCCGAUUGCUUCAACACCUUAUGGAGAUAUUGAAGGAUUUGUCUACAGAACUCAUAACGAUGUUGAUGUUAACGUCUUUCUCGGAGUGCGGUAUGGAAGAGCUCCGGACCAUAUACAUCGCUUCGAAAAGCCUGAAAUGGUAGAGAAAUGGAAUGGUUUGCUACAUCAUGCCAAAAGAUAUAAAGCAUCUUGUAUUCCUUUCCAUAGAGAUGCUCUCAUGAGAGAGAACUAUUCGGAAGACUGUCUCUUCUUGAACAUUGUAACUCCGAAGAACAUGAAUCCAGAAAAGAAAUACCCAGUCUUCGUAUUUGUUCAUGGAGGAGGCUAUGAAAUCGGUGAUACUGAGAUGAUCGGAUACAAAAACGCUUCUGCCAACUUUGUAACUAAAGAUAUAAUUUUUGUGUCUGUUCAAUACCGUUUGGGACCAUUAGGGUUCUUAACGACUGGGACAAAGGUUAACAAAGGAAACCUUGGCUUGUGGGAUCUUACUCUCUCUUUGCUUUUCCUUAAUGAGGUUAUUCCAUCUUUCGGAGGUGAUCCGAACCAAAUAACUUUAGGUGGACACUCAGCUGGAGCCGCUGCCGUAUCUGCUCUUAUGUUCUCUCCACAUUCUGACCAUUUGUUCAAUCAAGCUGUUGAAAUGUCUGGAUCCGUGUUUUGUGAAUUCUCAAUGAGUGAAUCAGUUGUAGAAGAGAGCAAAGCUCUGAUUGAUGCUGUUGGUUGUACAGAUGCAUCUGAAGAGAAGGUUCAUGACUGUUUGAAAGAGAGAACCGUCGAUGAGUUACUGGAUGGCGUGGAGAAAAUUGGAUCAAGCAGGCGUCACAUCAAUUUUAUUAAAUUCCAUCCACACUUCGACAACGAUUUCUUCUCAUUCUCUCCUGAUAAUAUGGCGCGAAAAGCCCCACCUAAAAAAACAAUGCAAGGAGUAACCAGCUUGGAAUCUGGCCUUUUCAGUGCUGUAUCUGGAAUCGAGUAUGUAGCUGAUUUGCUCAUAAAAGAGUCACGUUGGACGAACUUCACUCGGGAAGAAGUUUUAGAAUUCAUGACUAGCGCAGUUGCAACUGAAAAAGAGCACGGAAGGAAGAUGGGUCCAUUUCUGCAACUCGUAACUGAGUUCUACCUUGGAGAGGAAGAUGCUGAUAAAGAUUCCACUUUUUAUUUGCAAAAAUAUACUGAAUUACUGAGUGAUCUACAAUUCUUCAUUCCUUCCUACCACGAGAUUGAUUUGAAGCGAAUGUUAGGAUGGGAAACAUAUUACUAUGUUAUCGAUCAUAUAAGUGAUACCUUCAAUCAUAAAACUCCUCUGAAAGGCACUUUCCAUGGACAUGAACUCCGCUUUCUGCUUAGCUUCUUGGACACUGAACUUAUUCCAUUAUCAGAUAAUGAUAAGAAGUUUCAAGAUGCCUUCCUUGGUGCUUCAAUUAACUUUAUUAAAACUGGUAAUCCAUCAACGAAACAACUUAAAUGGCCCCCCGUAAGUAAGGAAGCUCCUAGUUUACACUUGCGUCUAAACGAAAACUCUUCCAUUCAAAAGUCUUUCAGAUCCGAGGCGAUCAAAUUGUGGUUGGAAGUAAUUCCGAAACAAAUAGGAACAGACAUAUUGAAACAGAACCGGUUACCAGCUGCUCAUGCUCAUACCAAACACACUGAGUUAUAA
This is a messenger RNA of Auanema sp. JU1783, 1737 nucleotides long. Lineage: Eukaryota; Metazoa; Nematoda; Chromadorea; Rhabditida; Rhabditidae. The record is from the annotation of a GenBank genome assembly.